Molecule: messenger RNA, 4647 nt
Organism: Tetrahymena thermophila SB210
Lineage: Eukaryota; Ciliophora; Oligohymenophorea; Hymenostomatida; Tetrahymenidae
Product: tetratricopeptide repeat protein
Exons: 6
Molecular function (GO): protein binding
Source: RefSeq, a predicted model, not a curated record
AAAAAGCUAAAUAUUUUUGUAUUGUGUUCAUAUUAUCAAACAAUAAAAAAGCAGAUUUAAGUUUUCUUACUUUUGUUAUUAUAAAUUGAUAUAAUUAUUUAUAUUCACUAUUUGUUUUUUAUUAUUUUAUAACCUGAAAGAUUAAUCUAAAAAAAGAAAGUAGAAAUAUAAAUAUUAUAAUUUUUUAUUAUUCCUAAUUCUCAAAAUAAAAAAUCUACUUAUUCACUAACUAACUCUAUUACUACUUAAAAAUUUGAAUUAUACUUAUGGAUGGAACUGCAAAAGCUACUCCUUCUAACGUUACUGUUUCCAAUACUAAUAAUUUCUUCUAUAGGUUUGAUAUCAACUUACUUUACUUAUUAAAAUGUCAAAGAUAUUCUUAAAGAAGCUCAAUAAAACCUUUUAAAUGAUUAAAUAUAAUCGAUAAAAAUAAUUAUUUCAGCUCAGAAGGCUAAAUUAGAUACAUAGUUUAUUAAGAUGGGUAGAGAAAUCUAAAUGGUUAAUAACUUUUAUAGAAAAUCUAUAAAUGAUUAGGUUUAUAUAAAUCCUUUUUAUGAAAUAAAUAACACUAUAGCUUUAGCUGGAUCUCUUAAUUUAACAGAUUUGACUGAUCCUAGAGUUGUUUAGGUUUUGAAAGGAGGAAUUUCGGUUUCUUCAUGGUUUCUUAAAAAUGUGAGUUCAAGUGAUUUCUCAAAAUUACCUCAGCCUUCCAUUUCAAAUAUUAAGCAUUAAAAUAGCAUAGAAUAUCUGAUAAGAUCAAUUUACUUAGCAAAUAAAUUUACAAAAUCCUUUUACUUUGAAGACUAGGCGAGAGGAUUCUAAAAUGAUGGAUUAGCUAUUUCUAAUCCAUAUAGGCAGAUUAGGCUUGAUAAAGUAAUUUUAAAGGAAUAGCAUUGUUAGACAUAGUAUUAUGAUGCCAGAUGUAGGUCUUGGUAUGUUGAAACUAGUUAAAUCAGUCAAUAAGAUGAUAAUCUUAUUUAUGUUACAGAUCCUAUCUUAAUUUUUACAGAAUUAAUUCCUUAUUUAGGAACAGCAUUUUGUUCAAAAAUAAUGUUCAAAAAUGAACUACAGAGUGUGGGAUGUGGAUAUUUUAGGCCUGAUAAAUUUGAGCUAAUAUCAAGCACUAGUAUAUUUUCUAAUGGAUUUCAAAUAAUAACAGUUGCUAGAUCUUAAUAGACUAUUUUUUACCAGGGCAUUGAAAAUGGCUACAAUAAAACUUUACAAGAUCUACUAUUUGAUAAAAAUGAAACUUUAUUUUAAUAAUUUAUAAGCGAAAUACCUUAAAAUUUUACUUAAUAUCAGUAUAAAGUAAUUUAAUCUAAAAUAGGUUUACCCUUUUUAGAAAGAAACUCUGAUGAAUUCUACACAUUUGAUUUUCAGACUAAGAAUAAUUCAUACAUAAGCAUUACAACUCCAAUAAAUAUUAUAGAUAAAAUAAACUCAUAAUAAUUCUAAUUAUAUAAUAUUUUCACUUUUUAUACCAUUAUCUCAAAGGAAAAGAUACUUCAGUACUACCAAGAACUUUAGUCUUAAAUAUUGAGUAUUUAAAUAAUUAUAUUUAUUUUCUCUGCUAUGAUUGUGGGAAUAUUUUCUAUAAUAUCUUAUGUACAUGGAAUUAGCAUUGCAAAAAAAAUAGAAAAUCCUAUUUAGAAUCUAACCUUUUUUCUUUAGUAAGUGACUGUAAACGAUUUAGGAUUAUUAGUUAACAGCUAAUUUAAUAAUUUAGAGAGUAUAUUAACUUUAUAAGAAGAAUUAGAAACAUAAGAGGUAAAAAUUCUAUUUGAGACAUUUUUGGAUUUGUUUACAUCUUUGAAAAUAGUGUCAUAAACUAUUUAUGAUAAAAAUCACUCUGCUGCAAUUAUAGAAUUAAAUUAGGCUAUUAAAAAGUUUUCUUAAAGAAGUGACAGAUUUGCUUUAGGGAUUUGCUAUAAUAACUUAGGAAAUAUUUUGGUUAAAGAAAGUAGAUAUUAAGAAGCUAUGGAAAAUUAUCUUUAAUCAAUAAUCUAAAUUGAUUACGAUCUUGGUAAAUACGAGCAAGAAAACAAUUUUGAGGAAGAAAUAGCUAAUUCCUCUGCAGCAAAUAUACCUAUUAUUGAAGAAGAUAUUGAUGAUAGCGAUAAUAAUCAAAGUAUUGAGCAAGAUAUAGUCAUGGCUUAUAAUGAAGAUGAAGAUAAUAACUUUUUUACAAACAAAUUAUCUUAGCAUAAAUAAAAAAGAUUAAUUGAACUUUAUCGCUUAAAAUUCGAUAGAAUGAUAAACUUUUCAAAGGCUUUUAAAUUGUACAACUUACAAACGAAAAAUUAUUUAUGGAAAGAAUAUUAAUAAAUAUUGGAACAAACAUUAAUUAUAACAAAAUACAUACUUAAAGAUUAACCUUUUAAAUUGAACUAUCUGUUGCAAGAGCUUUCAUUUUGCUUUCUUAAGCAAAAUAAAUAUAGAAGUGCUAUAAUUUACUUAAAAAAAUGUUAAAGGAUUAUUGCUUCAGAAAAAAAGAAGAUGAAUGACAAGAUAAAUAACAACCUAAAACUAAAUUAAAGCAUGAACAAUUUUGAAAAUAAAUACUUUUAAAAAAGAGGUAAAAAGAGAAGUACCUUUGUCUCUGAAGUUAAUUCGAUUUCUAAUUAUCAAUCAUCUGUUUUUUUCAAUCGAUAAAGCAGUUAGAAUGUCCUAAUCAGUCCAAGAACUUUAAACUAAAAUCAAUCUUACAUUUAGAAUGACAACUUUUCCAUCAAGCAUUUAAAUAAUAAUGCUAAUAAAAUAAUUUCUCCAAGUGAAUCAGAAAUCUUUUUGAACGAUCCACAUAUAAAUCCUUUCAAUACUUAGUAAAAUUCUUUAGAUCUCAUGGAAGGCAAAAUCAUAAAUUAAUAGGCUAGAUGCUUGAUGUUUAAGGGCAAAAACUAUAAUGCAUUUGAGAUUUUACUUUAAAAUUUUGAAAAUCUGCAAACUUAUUACUAAGAAGAUAGAUUAAUUUGCUUAUUGCUCAUUAACUAAUGCCUAAAUUAGAUAAUAAAAAAUAUAGAAAAAAAUAUGAACUCAUCUAAAUAUAUUUAUUAUUAAAUUAUAAAUAUUGAAAAAAUAUACUCUUAAGAAAUAGAAAAGAUAAAUCAAAAAAUAGACAAUGCAUUAAAUGACACUUAAAGAAGAUAUUCAUAGACCUAAAGUGAAAUGGUAUUUACUUAAAGUUAAUAUAGAUAUAUCGAAAUAUCGAAUCCAUUAAUUUAGUUGUAAGUCAUGUAAUAAAAUAAGUUUGAAAACAGAGUUGAAAAUGUAUAGUUGUAUUUAUAAAAUUUAAAAGAACAAUUAAAAGUUGCUUUGAAAGUUGAGAAAAUUCUUGAGGGAUUAAAUACAUCAAUAAUAAAUUUUAUUAAAAAGUUUUCUGUCAAAUACCUACGACUUUCUGUAAUAGUGGACUUGUAAGACGAAAUAUUUAUAUCAGAAGUGAAUCAAAUUAUUGAUGAAAUUUACAGCAGCAUAUUGAUAGAAAAAUACGAUGUCAUGGAGGUUAUUAAAUUAGAAAAAUACUCAAAAUAAAUUAUACCAUUUACCUCUGUUUACUAGCUUAAGCAACUUAAAUUUCACUAUAAAUAUGCUCUACGAGCCAUGUAUUUUGCAAAGACCAGAAGAAACAUACCGUUUGAAACUAUUUUAAAAUCAAUUUCAAAGUCUAUAGCGAAUUUAAACUAAAACUCUGCAAAACCUAAAGAAUUUGUUGAUAGAACUUAAAAUUUUAUCAUUCUUUUUACAAAUUUAUCUAAAGAGGACUGUGAUAAGUUAAAAUAGCAGAUAAUAAACUAUUUUCCUUUUGAUACAUCAAUAAAAAUAAUCAUUUUCAACAUGAUUGUCACUUCUUAAGUUUUAAAAUUAGUGAAUUAUUCUUAUCUUUUAGCUGAUCCAGACGAUGAAGAGAGAGAAAUAGAAAAUGAUAUUUAAAAUGAAUUGCAUUCGACUUAAUAUAUGAAAACUAAUUAUGACAAUAUUUUAGACACUAACUUUGAAGAUUAGUCUCUGAAUUAAAUCAAUAAAAAGGUUUUAAAUAACAAUUUUACAAGAGAAAAGAUGUCAAGUAUUAGCAAACAAAACGAUUAAAGAGAAUACUUAAAUAACUAAGAUAAUUUAAAUUUAGAUUUUAGGGGCGAUGAUGUUUUUGAUGAUUUUGACUAUAACUUUAACAUUAUGAAUAUCUAAAAUAAAAACAACUUAGCUUAAACAGCUUAAACAAUAUAAACCAGCAACAAAUAUCAAUAUAAUUAGAUUUAGAAGUCAAAGUAUUAGAAUAAAGACAGAACAAGCGAAAAUUAAAUAUAAUUGUCUAAAAACACAACAAAUACUUUAGAAGAAAUAGAGCAAGAAAGAAUAUACAAUAGCUCAAAUACUGAUUUUCAACAAAAUGAAGCAGCUUCUUAAAUUUAUUUGUGCAAAAAAAAAUAAUUAAAAGUUAAAAUAUUUGUAAAUAAAUUAUAGCUUGUAAAUUAUUUAAAAAACAAGAGGGAAGUCAUCGAAAGUUUAGGAACUCCCUUACUGUAUGAAAGGUUGUGAUCUUUUUCAUGGGUCAUUAGGAUAAAGUUUAAUUCAAAUAUAACAAGUUAUAAAUCUAUCUAUUUUUCAUCUCAUUUCAAUUUAAGUUUUUAAUUUAAAUCAAGAUUUCUC